Molecule: messenger RNA, 536 nt
Organism: Stylophora pistillata
Lineage: Eukaryota; Metazoa; Cnidaria; Anthozoa; Scleractinia; Pocilloporidae
Source: RefSeq, a predicted model, not a curated record
AAAGUAAUUGCAUGCAUCCUUCAGUAUUUUUAACUCAGUGCCAGUUGUGAUAUUUCUUUCUGAUGUCCUUGUUUGUAAUAUUUUAUUUAGGCUUGAGAAGUUGCAAACAUCUAUUGAGAGGCAACAAGGAAUUAAAAGGAAGUGGUCUGUGGCAAGUUCUUUGUAUAAAGAAGUUUUUGCUCGCCUCAAGCUUAAACAAGGGUGUCAGUUACUCAAAAAAACUACACCACCUAGCAGCGGAACGGACUUUUGUUCUGGAAAUGAGGAAAAAGUAUGCAGAUGGACAAGCUAUUGCUAAAAAGCUGAACAAGGAACUUACCAAGAUAACAGCCAGUGUCAAACUCCUCAUACCCCAACUGAAAGCUUUGAGAACUGCCCAAUUUGGUGAUCUGUCAGGUGAUGAAGUUUUUGCCAUAGUGAAAGAUACGCAAUCACCCAUUUACAGUUGAGUCAACGUGGAUCCUCAAAGUAACACCCUAGCCCAUUCUACAAAAAUACAAAUCAUAAAUGUGUUUUUGUUGGAAGAAAAGGGCCAA